Chara braunii is the source of this 4163-nucleotide messenger RNA. NCBI's taxonomy places the organism in Eukaryota, Viridiplantae, Streptophyta, Charophyceae, Charales, Characeae. The record is from the annotation of a GenBank genome assembly.
UGGACCUAUAAUGGAAAGAAGGAGGAAAGUGUUCUGCAUUGGGCGGCAGCAAUUGAAACAUAUGUAUACGGACAACGUAUUCCAUACUGGGACAAGGUAUUGAUGGCAACUUCAUGCAUGGGAGGCGACGCCAUGAGUUUUGCCAUCUCGCUGCAAAAGGAAGCGGGAUGCAGCUCUAUGGUAGAGUAUUCGCAGCAAACGCGCAUUGAAGACUUUCUUAAGUUGAUUAGAGACAGAUUCGAGGACAAGAAAUUGGCAAGGCGUACAGAAAUGUUGAUCCUCAGCCUUCCGGAUAGGAAAUGGAAAAGUACCUCUGCACUGAAGGCAACUAUGGAUGAGUUGUUGCAAUGCCCUGAUCACGGAUUAAUGCCGACCCAAAUCUUGAACAGUUUUGCACGAGCACUUCCAGAUCCCCUACGAACACAACUCUAUCCCCGCACUAAAGAAGAGGGGAUGACAUAUGAGAAGUUCGGCAAGAUCGCGAUAGAUCACGCCGGCUUCCUUGCCGAAGCAAACUACUGCCAUUAUUGGAAGGAUCUGCAAGCGGGUAAAAGAUGGCAAAACCGCACUAUCUCAGGGUCUAUACCUGGGAAAGACAGUCUCCUUCUAACCUUUGAGGAAGGAGGCGCCGAGACCAUCUCCUGGGAUCAGGUAGACUAUGGUAUCGAUGAACCCAACAGACCGGUAGCUCAGGAGGGGAGUUACGCGGCUGUUGCAACCCGCGGGGGAGGGCGUCAAGGAAGAGGGCCUGGCCGAGGAAGAGGUCGCGRCCGUGGUGGACGAGGAUUCGGCACCCAGAGGGGUGGUGGUGAAGGAAGCCACUACGUGGGAGGAAGGGGAAAUGGUCCCUCAUACGGUCGCCGUGGUUCUUACUCCACCUGGGGUAGAGGAAGAGGUGGAACACUUCUCCACUCUCUGACCUUCUUGGUGGAGGAUAACUUACCCUUCGAUGUGUUGUUAGGAAUGGAUUGGGGUGAGGCUGCAAACGCGGAUCUGAAGUUAAGGGAACAUUCAUGUUGGCUCCCAAGUCCGCAAGGAGGAAAGAAGAAGAUUCGCCUCUAUCAUGAGUCUGGGAAAGAAAGCAGCCUAGCUCACUGUUGCAUCAGUGGCCCAGCGUUCGCUCGCCAUGAAAAGAAACAUAACUUGUAUGACCAAGUCUUUGUUGCAUAUGUGCGCCCAGUAAAGGAAGGAGAAGCUAAGGAAGAAGUUAGAUCUCAAGAGAUUGAGAGGAUCCUGAAAGAGUUCGCAGAUGUGGUUGAAGCCCCAAGUGGUGUGGUAGAAAGACCAAUCCGACACCGCAUUGAUAUCAUUCCAGGGAGCGCGCCCCCAAAGGGGCCUAUCUAUCGUAUGUCGCCCCAGGAAUUGGAUGAACUGCGAACGCAACUCGAUGAGUUGUUGAAAAAUGGAUGGAUAAGACCUAGCUCCUCGCCCUAUGGUGCGCCUGUGCUCUUUGUGCCUAAGAAGGAUGGGGGCGUCCGCAUGUGUAUAGAUUAUAGGAGACUAAAUGAUAUAACAGUAAAGAAUGUUGAACCAUUACCGCGAAUCGACGAUUUCCUGGAUCACGUGCAGGGUUGCAAAAUAUUUUCAAAAAUCGUUUUGAGAUCCGGCUACCAUCAGAUUGAGGUUGAGUCGGAAGACCAACAUAAGACUGCCUUCAGGACAAGGUAUGGGCACUAUGAGUUUAUAGUUUUGCCCUUUGGUCUCACGAAUGCCCCUGCCACUUUCCAACGAACAAUGAACGAACUAUUUCGUGAGUGGCUUGACAAGUUUGUUGUGAUUUAUCUAAAUGAUAUUUUGAUUUUUAGUAAAGAUGAAAAGGAACAUGCUGAGCACCUUCGACUUGUGCUAAACAAAUUACGAGAAGCAAAACUCAAGAUAAACCCAAAGAAGUGUGAAUGGGAUAAGCGUCAGGUUCUCUAUUUAGGACACGUGAUUGAUGGAGAUGGGGUCAAACCGAAAGAUGCCAAAAUAGCAGCAAUCAGGGAUUGGCCAAACCCCCGCACCUUGACUGAGUUGCGGUCGUUCCUUGGGUUAGCCAACUACUAUCGCAAGUUUGUGAGACACUUUACGAUAAUAGUUGUUCCCCUUCGUCGAUUGCUUGAGAAAGAAGUAAUCUGGAAGUGGGACUCAGACUACACGAUGUCUUUCAAGCGUUUGAAGAAGUGUUUAAUCAACUACCCGGUUUCGAAAGUGGCAGACCCUUCAUUACCUUUCGUGGUCACAACCGACGCUAGUCAAUAUGGUAUAGGUGUUGUCCUUCAGCAAGACGAUGGGCAUGGAUACAGGCCUAUGGAGUUUAUGUCUUGCCGACUGCCUAAUGAGAAGGUGGCCGCUUCAACGUAUGAACGAGAGUUGUAUGCUCUACGUGAGGCUCUCAAUCAUUGGCGACACUACCUUCUGGGACGGCAUUUUAAGGUGUAUUAUGACCAUGAAACACUUCGCUGGCUCAAAACGCAAGCUCGAAUGACACCUAAGUUGACAAGGUGGGCUGCGGAAAUUGAUACGUUUGAUUUUGAAUUAAAGCCAGUCACGGGUAAGUAUAACGUUGUUGUUGAUGCACUAAGUCGUAGAUCAGACUUUUUCGGUGCUAUUGUGACGUAUUUAGAUGUGGGUGCUGACCUACAAGAAAAGAUUAUAAAUGCGUAUCCCUCUGAUCCUGUUUAUGGAACCAUGAUUAAGCUAGUGCAAGAAAAGCCAGCAGAGUUUCCCGAUCAUGAAGUAACUCAGGGUCUAUUGUUUGAACGAACGGAUGUAAAUGAUAGGCUGUGUAUACCCAAUAAUGAAGAGAUCAAAAGUAUGAUCUUGGGGGAAUGCCAUGAUACAGAAGGCCAUUUUGGUUGGAAGAAAACCUAUGGGACCUUGUUGCGUUCCUACGCCUGGCCUCGGAUGAAAGCAGACUGUAUCGCGUAUGUGCAAGGUUGUCAAGUAUGCCAACGGAACAAAAGCACCACGCAAUCGCCCCUUGGGCUACUUAAGCCCUUGCCUACCCCUACCGACCCUGGAGACUCUGUCUCUAUAGAUUUCAUGGAUACAAAGGUGAAGAGCAGAAAUGGGAAAAUGCAAGUAAUGGUAAUAGUGGAUAGGUUCACUAAGUAUGCUGUUUUUGUAGCUUUGCCUUCGGAAGCAAAGACUGAUUUGGUAAUUCGAGAGUUCUUUAACCAUUGGGGAAAAGACUUUGGACAUCCCUUAACUAUUGUAAGUGACAGGGACACCAGGUUCACAAGUGAACAAUGGCAGCAACUGAUGAAUGUAUAUGGCUCUAAGUUGACUAUGUCAUCAGGCAGACAUCCUGAGACUAAUGGCCAGACUAAGCAGAUGAACAAGAUAUUACAGCAGACUUUGUGCAUGUACAUCCGUCCCGACCAGAUUGACUGGGAUGAACAUCUGCCUAAAGUUGCUAGUGCCUAUAAUAACUUUGUACACCUAUCUACGUGUAAGACUCCUAUGGAGUUACAUCUGGGAUGGCGUCCACGCAGACCCAUUGAUCGAUUGAACCCGAAUCAAGUACAUAAGCUUCCUAUAGGGACUAGUGAGUUUGCAGUCCAGUAUCAGAGAGACAUUGAGAAAGUAAAGGAAAACAUACUCGAAGCACAGCAUCAGAUGAUUGAACAGGCAAAUAAACACAGACGACCAUCUCAAUUUGUUGUAGGAGAUUUGGUUUGGGUGAAGUCUAAAGAGUUUACUCCUGAAGAAAACAUCUCUCAGAAACUUCUACCCGCCUACAGAGGACCUUGGCAAGUUUUAGAUGUAAUUGGGGAUGUGGAUGGUCCUUCUUAUGUCAUUGAAAUUCCUCCACAUCUACGUACGUAUCCAGUGUUUCAUGCAUCCAAACUCUUACCUUGUGUAACAAAUGAGCUCUUCCCAAGUCGCCGAUCAGCAAUACCCCCAAGUAUGGAUGGGAAGUAUGACGUGGAUAAAAUUGUUGCAGAAAGUACUUACCACACUGGACGUAGGGGCAGACCACAACAACAAUAUAAGGUGAGGUUUGCAUUCCAGGAUCCUAGUGAAGAUCGUUGUUUCACACGAGAAGAGUUAUUAGACUCUGCACCUCAUAUUGUGUCUGCAUAUGAAAGCGCAAAGAGGGGAAUUCAUAUCCUUAAUUGGAAAAUGAUUCUCAAGGGACUUCGAAACUAGGCCCGCGAGAGUAAAAGGGCCUUUACCCG